UAGUUGAAGGUGCGUCGCCAAAGACGAGCAGGGAAGGAAGAAGCGAAGCUGCUAGCUACGUGACGCACAUAACACUUGUUUAAAACCAGCAUUAUUUAAGUGUAUUUCUUAUCUAAUAUAAAUAUAAUUAUAAGCUAAGGAAGUCUCAUGUGUUUUGCGAGUGAAAAUAGCGUCUAUUUCGCAGUUUAUUAACGCGCAUAGCACAAUCAAAGCGGUGCUAAACGUUAAAGCUAACGUAACAUUACAAAUACAGCGCAGAAGAUAGUAUUUAUUUCGUCAACAUGAGAGGGGGUUCUUCAUAUGGGGACAGAGACAGGGACCGUGGGCGAGACAGGCCCCGGUUUGGGGCUAUGACUGGUCGUGGUGGACCGCCACCAAUGAAGUUUGGGAAUCCAGGUGAGCGUCUUCGCAAGAAGAGGUGGAACAUGGAUGAACUGCCAAAAUUUGAGAAGAACUUCUACGCUGAACACCCCGAGAUUCAACGCAUGAGUCAGUAUGAAAUGGAAGAGUUUUGCAGAAAGAAGGAGAUCACCAUCAGAGGCACUGGCUGUCCAAAAGCAGUCACGGCUUUUCAUCAGGCGCAGUUUCCUCAGUAUGUCAUGGAUGUGCUGAUGCAACAGAACUUUGAGGAGCCCACAGCGAUCCAGUCUCAGGGUUUUCCUGUGGCCCUGAGUGGCAAGGACCUGGUGGGGAUUGCACAGACUGGCUCUGGAAAGACUCUGGCUUAUCUUCUUCCUGCUAUUGUACACAUCAACCAUCAGCCCUAUCUGGAGAGGGGAGAUGGUCCAAUUUGCCUGGUGCUGGCCCCAACCAGAGAGCUGGCUCAGCAGGUUCAGCCGGUCGCAUAUGACUAUGGCAAGUCUUCUCGUAUCAAAAGCACCUGUGUCUAUGGUGGAGCACCCAAAGGACCACAGAUUCGCGAUCUUGAGAGGGGUGUUGAGAUCUGCAUCGCCACACCUGGUCGCCUAAUUGACUUCUUGGAGGCAGGAAAGACUAACCUGCGUCGCUGCACCUACCUAGUGCUGGAUGAGGCUGACCGCAUGCUGGACAUGGGCUUUGAGCCACAGAUUCGCAAGAUAGUUGAGCAAAUUAGGCCUGACAGACAGACUCUGAUGUGGAGUGCAACCUGGCCAAAGGAGGUUCGCCAGCUCGCUGAGGAUUUCCUGAGAGACUACAUCCAGAUUAAUAUUGGUGCUCUGGAGCUUAGUGCCAAUCACAACAUCUUGCAGAUAGUUGAUGUCUGUAUGGAGAAUGAAAAGGACCACAAACUUUUUCAGCUGAUGGAGGAAAUUAUGGCUGAAAAGGAGAACAAAACCAUCAUAUUUGUUGAGACCAAGAAGCGCUGUGAUGAUCUUACCAGGAGGAUGAGGCGGGAUGGGUGGCCAGCCAUGUGUAUCCACGGAGACAAGAGCCAGCCAGAAAGAGACUGGGUGCUCACAGAAUUCCGGAGUGGCAAAGCUCCUAUACUGAUUGCUACCGAUGUUGCCUCUCGUGGUCUGGGUAUGUCUCCUCACACACAUAGUUACAGUUGUAGAAUCUCACAUCAUUGUCUCUUUUCUCCUUGCUUUUCAGUUUUUCCUGUCAUAAUAUUGUUUUCUGUACAUAAUACAAUAAUAUGAGUAAACGGUCACCACAGUUACACUAAUGUGUUCACAUACACCAUUACUUCCUUUUUUCAAAUUAAUUUUGACCAGUAGGUAAUAGGGGUGGGGGUCUUUGGCAGACUCGCGAUUCGAUUGUAAUUCUUGGUGUCACACUUUGAUUCAGAACGAUUUUCGAUAAUAAAAAAAUUACAUAUAUAUAAAAAAUUAUAUAUGCUGUCAUUUACUCUAGUUUACUCUGUCAAACAACUCAUUCCUGUCUGUUGCCAAUGAGCUGCUAAUGAAGCUUAGCAGACAGUUAAGUUAACUGGUUCUGAUGAGCAUCAAAACCAAGUAGCAUUAUGUAAAGUACUUGAAAUUAUAAGUAGGCCUAUAGAAUGUUAUUGAAAUGAACUUCACUUUUACCGGGUGCACCAUUAAAUGCAAUGAACUCAGUAAUGCACCAGUAAUUAUAAUCCAAUAAUAUCUGCAUGAGUAAGCCUUUUACUUUUGGUACUUUAGGUUAUACUUUGGUGCUAAUAUUUUUGCACUUUUACUUAAGUAAUAUUUUGAGUGCAGGACUUUUAGAGUAUUUUUAGACUGUGGUACUGCUACUGUUACUUCAGUCAACAAUCUGAGUCCUUCCACCGCUGUUUUUUGGUAGCUGGCGUGUGUGUUGUAAAGGGGAUGGAGGAGAAGAAAGCAGAGCGUGUGGUAGUGUUGUUUAUAACGUUACAUCCAUGGCAGUGGAGAACAGUGUCUCUGCUGCAGCGUUAGUACUAGAGAAAGCCAGGCACAGGUCUUUAGAAACGAGGUCUUUUCUUAGUCCAACCAGUUUGUGCUGCAGUGUGCAUUGCUGAGCUGCUCUCGUUUGUUAAGUUCGGUCCUCUGCUAUGGUAUGAUGGGCUACGAAGUAUUCACACAGUCCUCCACACAGACAUUAACAUGUGCUCAAAUGAUUUCUUUUACUGAACAUGAACUAACAUUACAACCAUAGAUGUACAACACAGCUCUUGUAUGUGCACACUGUCUGCGGUCCGUGUGCUACGCCGGCUUCACGGUUGUGUUCUGCCUUUUUUUUGUUCUGCCACCAUUAUUGCAGAAGUCGAUUUUCAGCAUUUGUGAAUUGAUUUAGAAUCAUAGAAGAUAUGAAUAGUGAUUUGUUUGUGAUUUUUCUUCUCCCACCCCUAGUGGGUAAGUAUAUUAAAGAUGAGACCAGCUCGAGCAGGCAGAUGUGAGAAGAACCCUUUGUUGCUGUAUAUAUGUAGUUGGAAAAUACAAAUCAAUCUCCAUACCACAAAAUGAAAAAUGCAUAUGCAUCUCUUUCAGAAUUUUCUUCUGUUGAUUAUUUACAGGUGCUUUUAUGACAUUUUUAUACAAGCUGUCACAUCAGAAAUAUAGAUUUGAUAAAAUAUAUAGUAAUGCUGUUAACCAACAGGUUUAGUCAGUUUGAAUGUAUGUGAUGUACAUUGUGAUGAACUCAACACAGUAUAUUUAAGGAGGUCCUACAGUUAUAACCUGACAGUUAAAUACACUGUGACAUUCAGUAUAGAGGCUGCAGGCCUUCUGGUCCACUGGGUUUAUGUCUGUUUCUUGUUACUGCAGUUAAAAGGCUUCCUUUAACCGGGGCUCUUUGGCACGCUGCCUGAAAGGAGGGCUGUGUGGGGCGGAUGCUCUUGGGCGCCUUUCUUAUGUCUCCUUUAUGGUGUCAGUGCAAAUUCACUGAUUAUGUUGCUUGAUAUUACACAUUUCUCCACACAUUAAAAUACGUUGUGUAGUUAUUCCAUUGGUAUCAUUCUGCAAAAUGCUACAUGUUAUGUUUUGCAGAUGUAUUUGAAUAGGUCAGUGAUAGCUGAGUUUCCACAGAGACAUCAGGAAGACUAGGAUGGCUAGUUUGACAUGAGGACAAAUCUGAGAAGGGGGAUAGGUGAAGUGUCUUUGACUUGCCAAAAUUCCUAUGACAUAUCCUUGUUCUUUUUUCCCCUCUUCUCCUCUCAGGGUUUGGCAGCACACGGCAGCUGUAACAGUCUGCGCUGCUGUCACUGCCCCCUCAGUCACAUUAAAGUAGAAGCUCAGCUAAUUUUAGAGGGAUUAAAGGCCCUCUUAUUCUUCUUGGGUAACUAAGAUCCCCCCUGCCCAGUAUUGUCAGAGUUUGAAAAUCCAACGAGCCUUCCUUGGGAGCAGCCUGAGGUGCCUGUAUGUCUGCCCAUCGGUCCGUCCCAAAAAGCAGACAGACAGGGGAGAGAGAGUUAGACGGGCUCGUCUGGGAUCCAGUCCUGGCCAGGGUCUGAGGAGGGUCCUGCAAUGUGACGAGAGAGCAACAGAACCAGCCGUUGUGCGUCUCAUGAGGUUAAACGGUUCUGCUCCCGUCUGGCGUUGCUGGUGUGCACAGAAGGUGAGGGAUGAAUCCUGCCUCCCUCCCCCUCAGCCCCUCGCAAUGAACCAGGACUGAUCAGGGGGGACUGACUACCUUUGUAGAAACAACAUGAAGGCGGUAAGUACCACACCGCCCCCUUCUCCUAACUCCUCCACGAGCUCACCAUACACUCAGUAGAGCACAGUUUUAUCCCGGCACAUCGUUACUGUUAAUCAGUAGGUUGUGGUUAAUGAAGUGGUUCCCCUCUGUCAUGAUGGAGGGGAAGAUGGAGACUUAUUGAUCAGCAGUGCUGUCGGAGCCCCACAUCUUCUGUAAUGAGAAACAGACUUCUUGUCUUCACAUGUUUUGACCAGUAAUCACAUUGGUAUGAAGCAUUCAAAGCCAUGGUUUUUUUUUUUUGUUUUGUUUUUUUUUAACCUUCGAUGUCGUGCUCACUCUACAUCAAAUGAGCAUGACACCCGUGAGCUAAGUUCAGUUUGAAGUGUGGAUUUAAAUUAGAUAAAAUGGUUAAUUUAAUGAAACCUUGGAUGUGUGGAUUUUUGCACAGUGUCUGAUAAAGCAGGUAAGUUAUUCUAUUUGUUUAGAUUUUUGACUUCUAGCCUGAAAUAAUUUUAUUGUGCAAAACAAAAGUUUGAAUUGUAAUUGAGUUAAUUAAAAAACAUCAGCUCUUGGUUUUGUGCAAAAAUUACCAAUUCUUUCUCCAGAAGCUUUUUCCCUUGAGAUGAUCUUCUUUUCCCCAUUGUGUAAAACCAAUCAUUCUUUAUCUAAAAGAUGUGGAAGAUGUCAAGUUUGUCAUCAACUAUGACUAUCCCAGCUGCUCUGAGGACUACGUCCACCGUAUUGGACGUACAGCUCGCAGUACCA
This is a messenger RNA of Monopterus albus (swamp eel), 4821 nucleotides long. Its product is annotated as probable ATP-dependent RNA helicase DDX17. The record is from RefSeq and is a predicted model, not a curated record. The transcript has 12 exons. Gene Ontology annotation, molecular function: nucleic acid binding; RNA helicase activity; ATP binding. Lineage: Eukaryota; Metazoa; Chordata; Actinopteri; Synbranchiformes; Synbranchidae. The coding region runs from base 282 to 1619 and encodes 445 amino acids.